UGUUACAUACAUAUCCCAUUUAAACGCAGGAGAACAAGCGUGGCAAAGCCUUACCAGUGAGCUGCCUCCUUGCUGUCAAGAAUUUCAAUCAUGCUCUCUUUCACAAUACGACAACUGGCAAGACCGGUGUGCCAGCGGUGUCCAGCGGCAGUGGGGGUGGCAUGGAGGGGGCAGCACUCACAGACGGCAGCGCGCAGCUUCGAGCAGUACGAGCGGCCGUGGACUGGCCAGGACAGCCUGGCACAGGACGACCCCGAGAUGUGGGACCUGCUGACCAAGGAGAAGGACCGGCAGUGCCGCGGCCUGGAGCUCAUCGCCUCCGAGAACUUCUGCAGCCGCGCAGCACUGGAGGCCCAGGGCUCCUGCCUCAACAACAAGUACUCAGAGGGCUACCCUGGCAAGAGGUACUACGGUGGCGCUGAGAUGGUGGACCAAAUCGAGCUGCUGUGCCAGAAGCGGGCUCUGGAGGCCUUCGACCUGGACCCUGCCAAGUGGGGGGUCAACGUGCAGCCCUACUCCGGCUCCCCGGCCAACUUCGCCGCCUACACCGCUGUGCUCAAGCCCCACGACCGCAUCAUGGGUCUGGACCUGCCUGACGGAGGACACUUGACCCACGGCUACAUGUCUGACGUGAAGCGCAUCUCGGCCACAUCCAUCUACUUCGAGUCCAUGCCCUACAAGCUGAACACUAAGACUGGUCUCAUAGACUAUGAUCAGAUGGAGCUGACCGCACGUCUCUUCCGGCCUCGCCUGGUCAUCGCCGGCACCAGCGCCUACGCGCGCCUCAUCGACUACGCCCGCAUGAGGAAGCUGUGCACUGAAGUGAAGGCCUACCUGCUGGCUGACAUGGCUCACAUCAGUGGGCUGGUGGCUGCCCGAGCCGUCCCCUCUCCGUUUGAUCACGCUGACCUGGUCACCACAACCACACACAAGUCCCUCAGAGGAGCCAGAGCCGGUAUGAUUUUCUACCGCAAGGGUGUGCGCUCAGUGGAAAAGAAGGGCCGUGAGAUCAUGUACGACCUGGAGGACAAGGUCAACUUCUCCGUCUUCCCCUCGCUGCAGGGCGGCCCACACAACCACGCCAUCGCUGGGGUGGCCGUCGCCCUCCGCCAGGCCAACACGCCCAUGUUUAAAGAGUAUAUCGGCCAGGUAAUGCGCAAUGCAAAGUCCAUGGCUGCUGCGCUGCUCAGGAAGGGCUACACCCUGGUCUCAGGUGGCACAGACAACCACCUGGUGCUGGUGGACCUGCGGCCGCAGGGCAUGGACGGGGCCCGGGCCGAGCGUGUGCUGGAGCUGGUGUCCAUCACGGCCAAUAAGAACACCUGUCCAGGAGACAAGAGUGCCCUGACCCCCGGCGGUCUGCGGUUAGGUGCACCAGCCCUCACCUCUAGGCAGUUUAAGGAGGCUGACUUUGAGCAGGUGGUGGAUUUCCUGGAUGAGGGCUUCCAAAUCGCUCUGGAUGUGAAGAAGAAGACGGGCAAGCUGCAGGAGUUCAAGAACUUCCUCCUGGAGGACCCCGAGACGGUGGCGCGCCUGGCCGAACUGCGGCACCGCGUGGAGGCUUUCGCCCGGCCCUUCCCCAUGCCUGGCUUCCACGACCACUAGGGGGCCACAGCAGGAGAGGGUGAUGAGAGAGGGAGAGAGAGAGUGGAAGAUGAGGUGGAGGUAGGGUGAUUUUAGAAGAGGGAGAGAGAUGAACAAAGUGGACACACAGGAACAAAGAACACUUGUCCUUUAAAACACCUGUCCGUUUUAAAAAGGGCCAAACAAUGAGAACUUCGUCCUUCUUUUCCAAAUCAUGUUUCAUGCUGUGACUUCUCAGGAAUUGGCGAUAGACAGUAGAGUCUCUCUCUCUCUCUCUCUUUCUUUUUUUUCUCCUUUUUUUUUUCUUUAUCUUUUUCUUUCCACUUUUUUUGUUUACACAAAUCGCUGUUGUCAUACCGCCUGCCCGCGCCUAAAACGGGACGUAAUCUGCGAGAUAAUCACACACACGCACACGCACACACACACACACACCCGCAAGACCAUGGCCAGCCCUCAGGUGAUGUGCUAUCCGUCACUAGCCAGGGGAGCUGACCGGAGCCAACCGGACAAACACAGUCUUAAAGCUGAGGUGGAGAGGGAGCAUCUAGGAGACCAGCGGAGGAGAAGAGGAGAGAUGCACACUUAUGUUUCUUAAAUAGCCUUGCUCAAGCACAGGGCAAGAGAGAGCACGUAGACUGCAGCCUCAUUUAUAAUGUAUAGUGAUGUCGUUUUCUGUGAUAAACUUUGUUUCUUACACUAGGGGGUCCAACUGAGGGUGAGUGAAUUGACUAACCAGUGGUAGAUUCAAAAGGGCAUGCUGGAUGCAGAUCUCCACGGAGAUUUGCUCUGCAUCAGCGAUGCCACAUUCGCUGCCCACUGCAAGGAUGGUGACUUAACCUUUAGUGAUAUGACACCUUGCAUAGAAAAGAAUUACAAUCCAGUCUUUUCACUGUGUGGGUUUGUAAAAAAGACCCAAGAAAGUAAAAGAGAAUGGAAACAAUACAGCUGUAUAUAUAAUUAACUCUAUAAAGAUAGUCCAGUGCUGAACUGCUUUAUUGACUGCCGCUGGAUGAGUAAAUUGACCAAUAAAAGCGAACAUGAACUGAAUCAUUGUAAUGGAUCAUGUCACUGUGCUGGAGGCCAGUGUGUUUACAGAAGGUUUAUCCUGCACCGUGAACCUUUUCUAUAUUAGCUUUUGGACAGGUACGCUUUUGGACAGGUACGCUUUGUUUAUUUCCAUUUUAAUCAUCUGCUUACGCCUUUUUGUAAAAAAAAAUCUAAAAAAAAAACUUUCAUGUUCUCAAGAAUAUGAAGUGCAGAACGCUUGCUAAUUCUCUAACCUUCUGCCGAGUAGUGUUCAUGAGCAGAAUAUGACAGAAUUCAUGCUGUCGGCAUGUUUUUCUGAAACUUCAGACUUUUAACCCUCAUUAGACAUAGAGAUGUUUUAGAAGAUGCACUACAGUUUAGUAGUGGUACACAUCUCCAACCAUUUCAACAUCAGCAUUUGUGUGGAUGUUAGAGACAUGAGUGUAUGAACCUGGUGAUGUAGUAGUACUGACCUUUGACCUUUACACCUCAAACCCGAAGGCCCCCCACGGCGCCCCUUCCCUAUAGCAGUGGUGCCAGACCGAACACAAUUUUGUCUGUAAAGUUUUAAGAUAAAAAAUCUCCUUUGUAAAGAAAUUUUAUUAAGAAAACAAUAAUCCUAAUAAAUAUGUCAAGAAGC
Messenger RNA from Alosa sapidissima (American shad), 3250 nucleotides. RefSeq names its product serine hydroxymethyltransferase 2 (mitochondrial) (gene shmt2). Gene Ontology annotation, biological process: L-serine catabolic process; protein homotetramerization; regulation of oxidative phosphorylation. The record is from RefSeq and is a predicted model, not a curated record. Gene Ontology annotation, cellular component: BRISC complex; mitochondrial inner membrane; mitochondrial matrix. Gene Ontology annotation, molecular function: zinc ion binding; pyridoxal phosphate binding; mRNA 5'-UTR binding. Lineage: Eukaryota; Metazoa; Chordata; Actinopteri; Clupeiformes; Clupeidae.